AUGAACACAUUCGACUCAUCGGCGCCGCCUCCGACAGGUCCAAGGACCUCUGGAGGAGCCAAAGACAACCAGUCAUCAUCACGUUCGCACACAGAUUCAGCCCUGUCAUCAUCCUUCGGCAGCACCCGGUCCCACUCAAACUCCUCGUCCCGAAAAAAUGCGCGUAACCAGAACCCACUUCAGAACCCAUCCCAGUCCAAUGAGUCAACCCCAAUCAACACAGCCGGUCCCGCGGAGCGGAACUAUCACUCAAAGACGCCCCCCCUAAACAACGAGAACGGUGCCAAUGGCGCCCAACCAAUCUACCAAGCCCCGGUGCCCGAACCCAAACAGACUUGGUAUGGCCGACUUGCAGAUCAAUACGGCAGCCUCGAGCUAGACAACAAAGGCAGUGUAGCCCGCGACCACCUCGCAUUAGAACGAACCUUCCUAGCCUGGAUGCGCACAUCCUUAGCCUUCGCUUCAAUCGGCAUCGCAGUAACACAACUCUUCCGCCUGAACAGCGCUACCCCGAAGACACAAGCCCAAUCCUUUGACCUAUCAUCCGGCUCACACGGUGACAUCCUCGCACCACACCUCGCCUCGGCUGGCUACGAUUCAGCCGAGUUUCACAUUACUGCAUCCGCCCGUCUUCGUAGCGUGGGUAAACCUCUCGGCUCGACUUUCAUCGGAGUGUCAAUCCUUAUCCUUGCUGUUGGCUUCCACCGCUACUUCCAGAGUCAGUAUUGGAUUAUUCGGGGGAAGUUCCCCGCUAGUCGGGGCAGUGUGGCACUUACGGGGCUUGUGGCUGCUUCGCUGAUUGUUGCUACGCUUGCGGUUAUCUUGGCGGUUUCGCCGGGGGCUGUUGAGACCUAG
Molecule: messenger RNA, 855 nt
Organism: Penicillium mononematosum
Lineage: Eukaryota; Fungi; Ascomycota; Eurotiomycetes; Eurotiales; Aspergillaceae
Exons: 3
Coding region: 1-855 (284 amino acids)
Source: RefSeq, a predicted model, not a curated record